GUCUCAUAGACACCAGUCUCCAAUCAGAAGCGGCAAACGGUGUCUCUCCCCCCCCCAUUGUCCGCUCAUCAGCUAAUCAGAAAAGACGUCAAGAGUGGAGAGUCGCCUUCCUGGCGGGGGUGGGCGGGGGAAGAGGAGGAGGGGAAACAGGCACAGGCAGAGCCAAGACCCCCGAAGUUGCGGCCGGCGGAAGUUGCUGGCGAAAGGCGGCUAACCAUGACCGAGGAGACGGCAGUCGAGGUGAUACCGCCGAGGCCGGACGCAGUGAGUGCCGUGGAGGAACAGCCGGGCACUUUACAGUCGGAGGGUACGGUGCGAUGGGACGGGCGCCUCACCCACUUCGUGGCCAACAACUUGGAGCAGCAGAUCCGGCUCAGCGCCUCCACGGACUCAGGCUGCGUGAUCCCUGCCGUUGACCCCGGGGCGCUGCAGGACUUGGCGGCUCUUGCUGUCCAGAUGGCGGCGCAGGUGGACGAGUUGCUGCGGAGCGUGCAUGGCGCCCUACAGGCCCUGACCGCCCUCAGCGUGGGUUGUAUCCAGACCUACCGAGACGGUGUGGAGGGGCUGGGAGAGGCCGUGGACACGAGCAUUCGCUCCAUGUACACACUGAUGGCGCGCUGCGAGGAGUUGGACAAGGAGAUGCAGCCGGUGCCAGCUCUGGCCGGGCGCAUCCGGGACAUGAAGAGCGCGCUGGAGAGGCUGGAGGGGCUCUGCAAAUAGCCCUGGCACUUGCCGCGGCCCCCCACCCCGCAAGCUCGGUGCUGUUGCUAAACUAAGCAAGCCAAUCUUUAAAGCCAGCAGCUCUUUCCCGUGACGCUUGGACGCUUAUCCUUCAGGGCAAUUUCUUCGUUUCUGUGUUGAUCUCAGGGCACUUGUCUCAUUUAACCAGUUCUUAAAUAUUGUGUGUAAGAUCAGUUGUGACAGUCAAUAAGCAACACAAUCAUUUUUCAUCCUGUGGCUCUCCUCUUGCAGUUAAGCUUGGCAUGGACCCUGAAACACAUCUCUCUCCUUUCAAGCAUGCAUGCAUUUUGUUAAACGUGACUUUUCUUACAGCCCCUGUUUAUCAUCAGGAACAGAAACAUUUUCUCAGAUUCUGUACCCGUCUACUCAGAAGUUAAGCCUCACUGGGUUCACUGGGACUUAUUCUCAACUAAGGAUACAUCAGUUGUGAUCCUAAAAAUACAAGGCAAUAAAUCACAUUGAACACAGCAGAAUAUAACUUCUGAAUAAACAUGCAGAGUAUUGGACUAUAAGUAAACCAACUCUUUAUGUCUUACUUGUGCAUACAGCAUCAUUAGGUGGGUCAUAAAGUUUUUGAGGAAUGAUGGUGACUAGCAGACUCACUGGUUGAGGUACACUCAAAAUCUUGCACAACAUUUACACAUAAACUUUACUUUUACAAAGGUUUAUUGUUUUACAUUCAGCUUGUAAAUUGAGAUGUCAGUGCUCAACCCUUCUGACAUAGUUUCAUCAAAGUUUGAACAAAUUUGUAGACUGUGCUUUGAAUUCUGAUUUUAAUGAAUUGUUAAAGCUGAGCAGCAGAAUCUGUUUGCAAAUGACUUUAAUUCACAAGUCAGCCAACCUAAAUUACUUGGAUCUAAACCUUUGAGAGGAAUAGCAGUAAUAAUAUAAUAUAUCUAAUGCCAUACUGGUGCAGGUGGAUGAUUAAGAGUGUGAGCUGCACAUUUCCAGGUUCAAAUCUGGGCUCAGCCAUAAGCUCACAGGUUGGCCUUAAGGUAAAGCCACUAUGCUCAGGUCCCAGUCUGUAGAGACAUGAUGCAGCAACUUGUGCUGAAGAUACACAGAUCUGGAUCUGAUCAGUGCCUGCAAACCCUAUGUACGCUGCCUUGAGUUUCGUGGAAGAAAGGUUAUCUUAGUAACCAACUUUACAGUAUUGUGACGAUAUGAUGCUGCCUUAUACCAAGUCUGAUCAGAUGUCCAUCUAAUUCAAUAUUAUCACUCAGUUUGCAGACAAAAGCGUUGAUCAUAUCCAGUACAGAGCUCCAACUUUUUGAGGUGAACAUUUUUUUGGGGGGGGGAGGCAUGCCAUAUAAGCGCUAAAUGUAAUACUUUGCUUUGUUCUUUUAACUGUUACAGCUUGUUACCUCUAUUCUAGUUUAUGUUUGAAAAUAGCAUAUUGCUGUUCUGGUAAUUGAAAUCUACUGGUAUCUGAACUCUGUAUUGUCUACUCCACUGCAGAUUGUGUGCUCACCCACGGUCAAAUCUUUUUAAUGCACAGAAGCCUAUGUAAUUUAAACUAAGUUAUGUAAUUUACUAAGUUAUGAGACACUCGUAACUUAAUAUUACCUUGCCAAGUAGUAUGAUCAAAGCAAAUGCCCAUUUUCUGUUGCUUACCAGUAACAUUGUUUAAAGAUACAAUGGAGCUACUUACAAACCAAAAACAUUUGGCCCUUUUUGUUGAUGUCAUGAAUUCCAGACUGUUGUGUCUAGAGGGCUAGAAAUCAUAAGUGUUAAUACAGAAUGCAGAUUCAAAGUCUUUUAAAAAGUCUUUUAAAAAAAGACUUAUUUGCUUUGAUGACCUCUGCUGACUGAGGCAAUAGUCAGUAGUUCCACUAAUCACUUGCUAUAAUGUAGCUGAACAGAGCCAUUUAAUAUUAGUUGGUUUUAUGUAAAUGUCUGUUUCUGAUUAGUUCAUUUUGAAGUCACUAUUGCCUUGCCAAUUGAUGUAAUUAAAUCUACAGUGCCUUUUCUUUUACGUCAGCAGGAUUGGAAAUAUAUUUCAAAAUUCUAAGCUGCUAUUCAUGCACAGGGCUGAAAGAUCUUUCACAUUUCUAGGUGCAGGCACCAAUUUUCUGGAACUAAGGCAAAAAGGACAUAAGAUUUUUCCAGGCUAGAAGAUAAUAUAUAUAACUUUGGAUUGCAGUCUCGGAAGCUGGAAAUAUGUAAUCUGACUUCAUCCUCCAUAGAAACCCAUUCAUUGCACUGAAACAUAGGCCUACCACUUGGGGCAGCAGUUAAUGAUAAUGCUUUCAUUCCUGUGAUGGGAAUUUGUUUUUUUAUAUCCCAGACAUAUCAGCCAUCAGAUUUUAUUAGAACAUUGACCAUAUCCACAGUCCUAAAAAACCUUGGUUCCAAAAGCUUUGGAUUCCGUUACUACAGGCCUUUUGUACUAUAGCAUGAAAUAGUUCUGUUUACUAUUAGCUUUUACAUAACUUGAGAUCUAUUGGAAAAUAAGUACAGGGGAAUAACCCAGCCAAAGUUAAGCAUUUUUGUCCCAUUGGUUUCAGUGAGAGAACUGAGCACAUGUUUAACUCUUCCACUGAAAAAAAAAAGAAACUCAGAAGUGCUUCAUGUUGGCUGUAUCAUGGCCCAUGUUUGCAAUUCUUUUCACAAGCCCUAUGAAAGGACAAGGUAUUACAUUUUCUGUAAUUAAUUAAUAUUUCAUUUUAUUCAGCAGCUGCUUAACCAUUUGGGCUGCAUAGCUUUUGUGCACGUUUUGAUCAAUGUAAAAAAUGCAGUUCAUCUUUAUACAUAUAUUGUACAAAAAGAUGUAAUUUAAGGAAAACAUUUACAUUUUAGAGCACAAAGCUUUUCUUUAGCGAAUCUGCAAAACAAAUAGUUUAGUUCAUUUAAAAAUAUAAUAAUGUUUAAAAGUAAAUUUGAAGUGCCAUAUGUAAUGAGAGAAUAUUGUUGAUGUUUAUGUUUAAUUAUGUCAGCAACUUGGUAACCACUAUUCCAAUCCAAAAGAUUAGACUGCUUUUCUUCUUAAUGCUUAAUAUGAAUCUUUUUGCCAUCAGUCAAUGAUAAAUUAAACUCCUUCAGCUGGUG
Hemicordylus capensis (graceful crag lizard) is the source of this 3789-nucleotide messenger RNA. Its product is annotated as BLOC-1-related complex subunit 6-like. The transcript has a single exon. Gene Ontology annotation, biological process: lysosome localization. Lineage: Eukaryota; Metazoa; Chordata; Lepidosauria; Squamata; Cordylidae. The coding region runs from base 217 to 720 and encodes 167 amino acids. The record is from RefSeq and is a predicted model, not a curated record. Gene Ontology annotation, cellular component: BORC complex.